Lentinula edodes (shiitake mushroom) is the source of this 765-nucleotide messenger RNA. RefSeq lists its product as uncharacterized. Bases 261 to 479 code for a protein of 72 amino acids. The transcript has 6 exons. The record is from RefSeq and is a predicted model, not a curated record. NCBI's taxonomy places the organism in Eukaryota, Fungi, Basidiomycota, Agaricomycetes, Agaricales, Omphalotaceae.
AAUGCCAUGCCCGGAUUUGGUGGGAUCGAUAAUCGUUAUAAUCUGUACUUUCACAUCCACGCGAUGUUUUGAUUGGGCAGUAAUGGUGUGGGAGCUUAGAUUCCAUGGUAUGUCAUUCUCGAUGUAACCCGACCCUGGAGACCCAACACCCUUGCGAAUUGUCAAACCACGCAACCUUCAAAUACCGGUGCUCAUCCUACAAUACUCUCCUCGGUAUUCCCUCAUGGCUAACGCCCCGCUUUCCCCCUCAUAUUGACUGAAUGGAUCUUGCUAAAACCGUUUCCCUCGUAUCAUUCACAUUGCUCUACUAUGACUACUUCCUCACAAUAGAGGGAGAAGUUAAUCUGUUCUGGACGUACCGUUCCCUGACCUGGGCCCCAGUCAUGUUUUACCUUACUCGGUAUUUCAGCAUUUUAGGGUCCAUCCCUAUUAUGUUAGGACAUUUUUGGUUGGGCCACGUCAAGGUGAAUGGAUCAUAGUUCUGACAUUUACUGUUUCCUGACUGCCGAAGUUAUGCUUGAGCUUUCAAACCUACCAUCAAUAUUAUUCUCUGGCUCUUCAAAUGUUCAUCGGUGUUUUGCUGUUGCUCCGCACGUACGCUCUCUUUGAACGUAACUUCAAAGUGCUCGUUUUGCUAGUGGCUGUUGGAUUGGCUUUGGUAAUCUUUGGUAUCGUUGUUCUUGCCUGGGGAAGAAAUGAGAUCCAAUUUCCAGCCACGGUCACGAUGAACCAAGCCGGCUGUCGAUUCUGGCUAGACCAACGAGA